Messenger RNA from Aspergillus ibericus CBS 121593, 1606 nucleotides. Its product is annotated as SWIB/MDM2 domain protein. Gene Ontology annotation, molecular function: RNA polymerase I cis-regulatory region sequence-specific DNA binding. Lineage: Eukaryota; Fungi; Ascomycota; Eurotiomycetes; Eurotiales; Aspergillaceae. Gene Ontology annotation, biological process: transcription initiation at RNA polymerase I promoter; nucleolar large rRNA transcription by RNA polymerase I. The transcript has 5 exons. Bases 383 to 1240 code for a protein of 285 amino acids. Gene Ontology annotation, cellular component: RNA polymerase I upstream activating factor complex; nucleus. The record is from RefSeq and is a predicted model, not a curated record.
GGCUUGGCUGGACACCAUAACAGUCGCGAUCCUACGCAUCAUCCCGCUUUCCUGUGCUGUUCCGGGUGAUAGCUGCUGGUCGUUGUGGGCCGGCCUUCACUAUCUUCCCCUUGACACCCUCUGCCUCUCUCUCAAUCCCUCAUCUCCGUCUCCUAUCCCGGCCGAGUUCCCUCACGGUCUCAUGCCCCGCCGGUCCUAAGCGCCAGCGCUACGCCCAGAUCUAGACGAUCCUCGCCAGUGCACGACCGCCGCGAGCUGAAUCCAGCUGUUGAUAGCCUCACGGACCUCCAGGCUGGAUCCGGUCAGCAAUUGACAAUAUUUAAUUCCCCCCUCCCGUGUCGUUUUUCGCAGAAGGGCCGGAAAGCCAAGCUACUGGGUCAAGAUGUCGCUCUCCCCAGAUAACCGCGAUCAAUACAUCCCGAUCAUUGAUUCGAUCCUGUCCAAGAGUGACCUGAACACGAUCUCUACCAAGCGCAUUCGCAAAGGUCUUGAGGAUGAAAUCGGCUAUGACCUUACCCCGCAGAAGGCUGCGAUCAAGCAGCUCAUCAUGGAGCGGUUCGACAUUUUUGCGGAGAAAGGGGGCGAAGAAGCCACACCCGAGACAGCCGCGACAACUACAACCUCCACCAAUGGCCACGGGCAAGAUCAUGAUUCGGUAACCCCUGUAGAGCCAUUGUCUCCUGCCCAAUCUUCGGUGUCCCAGAAACGCCAAGCCGACAGUGAAGAACACUCCGACACGUCGACCAAGACCCCUCCCGCCAAGAAGCCAAAGCCCGACAACGACAUCGAUGCAGAUGCUUUGUUUGCUGCCAGACUGCAGGCCGAGGAGAAUAUGCGUGCUCGCCAGACCCGUGGGGCUAGUACUCGCAGGUCCCAGCCGGUGAAGAAGAAGCAGCCCACCAAAGCGAAGACAUCGAAGAAAGUCAAAGCCGAGGACGAUUCGGACCUUGAGUCGGGCUCGGAAUCCGGGAAGAAGGUGAACCGAUCGGGCGGUUUCCAUAAACCUCUUACUCUCUCCCCGGCACUUUCGGCUUUGUUGGAUGGCGAGGUGACGCUCUCACGGCCUCAGACCGUCAAAAGGCUUUGGCAAUACAUCCACGAGCAUGAUCUCCAGGACCCCAGUGACCGGCGUCAGAUUCGCUGCGACGAUGCAAUGCGAGCUGUGUUCAAGCAAGAUCGGAUACACAUGUUUACGAUGACCAAGAUUCUAAGCCAGAAUUUGUACAGUCCCGAUGAAUAACUUGGGUAUCUAGAAGCGAUUUUUAGCCUUCAGGACAAGGCAGUCGCAGCGACUUGGUUGCUGCUUUACGAUUCUCCGAUUUCUACUCAUUACACAGCAUUUGGAACCCAGGCGCUAUUGUCUUUCUUUUCAUUCCAUCAUUAUCUAUUUUUACCCAUAUUGGUGACCCUGCACUUAUUGCUACUCUCAUUGGCGAAAUGACUGCCCUAUCUUUCCUUGUGUUGACCUGCUUUUCUCUCCAGCGGGAGUUGGUGCUGCCCUGUGAACAGGCGCGAUGAAUCUUGUUACCUAGAGAUCGUAUUGAUUAUCGAGUUCGACCCAUACAGGCAUCGUGUCAUUGCAUGAUGCAAUUCUGUCAUGGCGCGG